AUGCAAACGCUUCGUGAGGAGAUCGACUUUAUGCGGCGGGCGCAUCAAGAGGAGAUAAGAGAAAUGCAUCGAACCUUAGAAGAGGUUGGACGUGGUUUCGAUCAGGAAAUGUGGCAGAACGAGUUGAGCCACGCUGUGCAUGACAUACAAGAUCGAUAUGACGACCAACUGGAGAAAAUUAAAGGCGAGAUGGAGGAUAUGUAUAACGCAAGGUCACGCAUUUAG
Molecule: messenger RNA, 225 nt
Organism: Rodentolepis nana
Lineage: Eukaryota; Metazoa; Platyhelminthes; Cestoda; Cyclophyllidea; Hymenolepididae
Source: the annotation of a GenBank genome assembly